Molecule: messenger RNA, 1728 nt
Organism: Adineta ricciae
Lineage: Eukaryota; Metazoa; Rotifera; Eurotatoria; Adinetida; Adinetidae
Source: the annotation of a GenBank genome assembly
AUGACAACACAUAUAAUCAGCAAGAAAAAUGCGACAACAUCAGCAUCUACUACAAAUUAUCAUCCCAUGGUGUCAUCAAAUUUUACAAUGAAUCAUAAACGACGUGAAACAUCCACAGGAGAAGAUUCCGGUGUUCAAACUGAUCACGAUAGUACAAGUAAAAGUGUCCGUUCACCGCGCACGAGCCCAUCGGAUCUAGUAUCUUCUCUACUACCAUCUACGUCCAAAGCAAUCGGAACAACGACGGCGCCGAAUCCCCAUUCCGUAACUCUAUCAAGUGACGGCGAUAGUACGAUGGUAACAACAUCGACUCUGAUUCCACCUUUCAUCGAUGGUAAACUACUGUCCUCAUCUACGUUGCUACCUCGAAAAGAUUCGAAUGCAUCAAGUUCAGAUGCUUUUUCCGAAAUAUCUCGAUCGUUUGGAUGCGAAGAAAACUCGACCGAUUCACUCUAUGGUCUAUCGUCAACACCGGCAAAAACCACACCUCAGUCAUCACAUUAUGUGAUCAAAUGUAAUCUAACUCCGAAAUCUUCGACAUCGAACUCGAAUACGUCUUCAACAUCGAUUCCCUCGACUCUUUCGCCAGUGCCAGUCACACCGCGCGUUAAAGUGACCGUUCAACAAGCCUCGAUAACGAAACAUUCGUCACAGUUUGAUUCUUCGCCUGAAUCAGUCCCAUCGUCGACAUCAUCUUUAUCGCUUCUCAAAACUCCAUUAUUAACUACUUUACCGAUGUUUUCGUCAUCAUCGAUCAUGACGACGAGCACAGCAUCAAGUGCACCUGAGUUUUCAAUAAGUGGAACAUCAAGUAUCGAUGAUUCCGAAGAGUUAGCACUAUAUGAACAAUAUUUAACAUUGUCUCACGUAAGGCAAUCGAAUCCGUCGCCGGAGAUGCGUAAAAAGACGUUCGAAAAUUGGCUUGACGUACAACAAAGAGCUUUACCACGUAGUAAAAGUGAAGUGACAACAACACCAACGGAACAGGCAUCAUCAUCAUCAUCCUCGUCGUCACAUCAACUGCAAACAACAGCAGCAACUAGUCAAAUAAGACCGCAAGAAUUACUUUGUGAUCAAUGGAAAAUAGAAAAAGAACUCGCAAUAUACGUUAGUGAAGACGACGAUUCAAACAAUCGUGUAUCAGCAAUAAGUAAUUCAUCAACGACAGAUAUGACAAAAAAGAAGAAAUCUAAAGCAGCAAUAAUAGCAAAAGAUUUCAAAUCACGUGCGGCUAAUUUGAUUCGACGUCGUACAACCGAAGCCACUCUGUCCGAAAAAAGUCUCAUACCAUCACGAGAAGACGUUCAACUAUGGGAAGAAUCAUUCGAUGCACUUCUUCGACAUCGAUAUGGGCAAGCGUUAUUCCGUGCAUUUCUACGAACAGAAUUUAGUGAAGAAAAUCUCGAGUUCUGGCUUGCAUGUGACGAUUUUCGAACUUGUAAAGAGCCGAAACGUUCUGCAAAAGCAAAGAAAAUUUACAUGGAUUUCAUUGCUAUUGGUGCCCCAAAACAGGUGAAUCUUGACACUGAGACUCGCAUGUCAACUAUAGCAAAUAUUGAUAAUCCACCGUUAGAGACAUUUGAUCGUGCUCAACGACGUAUCCAAGGACUAAUGGAAAAAGAUUCCUAUCAACGUUUUCUGAAAUCCGAGUUAUAUAUAAAUUUGCUACGUCGUACAACUUAUCCCGUGCAACGACGAACGACAGCCGAAAUAUCAAAGUCAUCCUGA